Molecule: messenger RNA, 3978 nt
Organism: Culex quinquefasciatus (southern house mosquito)
Lineage: Eukaryota; Metazoa; Arthropoda; Insecta; Diptera; Culicidae
Gene: sky
Product: GTPase-activating protein skywalker
Exons: 11
Coding region: 1442-3208 (588 amino acids)
Source: RefSeq, a predicted model, not a curated record
UCGGCGCUGGCUGGCUUUUAUGUACAAACUCCUUCGAUCGUCGUCAUUUAAUGCCAAUCUUUGCAUGAAUUCGGUCCGCGUUUCGCGACUUUGCGUGUGUCAAUCGGGUGGCAAGUUGGUGGAUUCUUUCCCAGUUUAAAAAACGGUGCGUUUCUUGCCAUUCUCGGACGGUUCCGGUGGUGGCCACUUCCGGGGAAGUCCUUGCCGCUCGCACGAAUAGUGCUCUCGAAACUGUGUCCGACCGAUGUUUCGGAUGGUUGGAUAAGCAGUGAAGAAAAAAAAGUGACGGAAGAAAAAUGUCUUAUCGCAAAUAGUGCCGUCAGUGGUGUGGUUUUGCUGGUGGUCGACCCUAUUGCGUGGGGCCAGUUCUUGCCAAUUUAUGACGGGGUUAUUUGAUUAGUGAAGCGUGCCCGUGGUCCAAAUCGGGGGCAUUCUUGGAUCUAAAUAUUGAUUACGGUGCCGAGUGGCUGUUUUGUGUGUUGACAGUUCAGCAAUUUUUUUGGGUUGAUUUCAACCAAAAUCGGGUCAAACCAGAGAGUCUUAAAAUCCGCUACCAGAAGAAACAAGGCAGUGCGAGCUGAAGCAGAAUAAUUAUUUUCGAUAACGGAGCUCGCAGCAUUUACUCACUCAGUGUUGUUUUUUUUUACUUUUUUGCAACGAAGAGUAAGAGUAGCGAAUCGCACAGCGGAAGAAAUAUAACAAUUUAUGGUCAGCACUGCGGCUUGCAUCAUGCUUUUUGAGGAUCUCACAUAAGCCCUGUCGACGCGGUCAGAACCAUGCAUGCAUUCAGAGUCCGCCCUGGGGUACUCGUGUCCCCGUAGUAGACCAACGACCUGCCAGCCAGCAGCAGAAUUUGCAUCAGCCAACGAAGUUCAACGACUUCAACGCCAACCUGCAGCAACCUGUGAGAUUAUUAGCAAGAAAUCAGCGAGAUUCAAGUUUUUUUUGUGCGCGACAGUAGUCUAAGCCAAGGUUCAAACCCGCGAGCGGUGCUAAUCUAGUCAUUUUGGGAUCAAUCUCUCUCUCUCUCUCUCUCGCCUCAAGUUUUGCUCAAGCCCGAUUAAGUUCUUGACGGCGACGUUCGAUAUCGCAAGACCACGUGCGCGAGCCCGCGCCAGUGUGUGAGUAAUUAGUGAGGUGAGUUGGUGUCCGUGCUGGGACCGUCAAGUGGGGUGUCUCAGCUGUGUGGCGCUGACACAAUCCAGCAAACAGCAGUUUUUUGUCCGAACCCGCGUCGUCGAUACCGUCGAGUUCAGCCGAUAAUGAGUGAAUCGCGUCCAGCGAUUGCGUAAAACCAAACGGGGAAGCAAAUCGACGAACCCGACUCCGGGAAGUGUGUUCCGGAAGCGGUUCAGAGUGUGUGCAAUUUUUAGAGAAGUGAAACCCCUGAAGAAGAGUCGAAACCAAACGUAGAAGCGGCUCUCCAGCAGAAUCCAUCAUCAUGCCGGUGAAUGCCAUCGGAGGCGAACAGCUGAGCGGCAUCGAGGAAGAAUCGGACAUCUACGAAGCGUUCGCGCCCCAUGUGGACACGGCCAACAUCUCGGUCCUGACCGAUACUCCGCCAGGAAAGAAACCCAACCUAAAGACAUUUCAAGAUGUGCAAUCACUCAUACAGCAGGGUAAGAAACGUGAAGCCAAACUAGUGCUAAGGGAAAACUCGUGGCCCACCAACUCGCCGAUCCGGUCGCAGCUAUGGCCGGCCCUGUGCAGCCAGCACCACGUCGGGAAGAACAUGCUGGACGGGUUCUACUGGGACAUGGUGAACCAGGUCUUCGGCACGACCGAGCUGCCGGAGAAGCCGAUCAUGCUGCCCCCGUUCGUCGACUCCACGCACUGUCUGCCGUACCACCUGACGCGGAAGGGCCGGGCGGUGGCGGACCGCGUUGUCAGUGUCCUCGGGUACGCCUGCCCGGACAUCACCUACAGUCCGACGCUGUACCCGAUCACGGCGAUGCUGCUGCACUUCAUGUCCGAGGAAGAGUGCUACCAUUGUAUGGCGAGCCUGGUGGCCCCGAAGGAUAAAGUGUUUAUCACGCAGACGAAGCUGCUGUACGAAGUCACCUGGAAGACUGUGAUGCAAAUUGCCAAAAAACAUGCGAAAUCCGCCGUGCUGUAUUUAACGAGAUUAUGCCCGGGCCAAAAGUCCGAGCGCAUCUUCAUGGACUGGUGCUGGUGGAUCCUGGGCGGGUUGCCCUUUCCUCACCUGGUGCGCGUCAUGGACUGCUUCUUCCACGAGGGCAUCAAGGUGCUGUACCGGGUGUCGCUGGCGGUCCUCAUUCUGUUCCACAAGCACGCCACCGCCACCAACAGCGACUGGGACGCGGACACGAUCAAGAACGACAUCGACAACGCGCUGCCCAAGUUCUGCAAAAACAUCCCGGUGUCGCCCGCGAAGCUGCUGCGGACGGCGUUUAGUAUAAGAGCACUUAGUUCAACCUACAUAUCUAGGAUUUUUCUAAAGACUGAAAUGGUACUAAAGAGUAAGUCUGUCCUUAGUGGUUCGAAGCAGAUGGUAAGAUCACGUUCUAGCGAUAAUUUACCAACGAGUCAAUCCCAAGUCAACGUACAAAUGAUGUCACACACACUAACCAUUAGAGAGGGUGCGCACUCCCCCGACGUGAGAGUUUUAUCGAUGGGCGUUUUCCCGACACAAGCAAUAAAAAGCAAAGUUUGCGAUCAGGAUGACCUAUUUACGCUUUGGUCCUGGCUGCCAGUAAGGAUAACAAUGUAUCAACCCGUACUGCUAUACACGACGGAGGAGCACGGUUGCUCGCUGACGACGUUCUACGUGCGGGUCGAGCAGCACGAGCCGACUCUGCUCAUGAUCAAAACCUGCAACAAUGAGGUAUUCGGCGCCUACUGUUCGUCCCGGUGGUUCGAGCGCAACCUGAAGGACGACCGCGGCCAACGGCAGGCGUACUUCGGUACCGGCGAGACGUUCCUCUUCUCGCUGUACCCCGAGCGGGCCAAGUACCCCUGGGUGGGCAUCGAGGGCGACAAGGGCCUGGGGCACGCGUCGGAGCUGUUUAUGGCGGCGGACUCGAAGAUGAUCACCAUCGGAGGAGGCUCCGGCCAGGCCAUCUGGAUGGACGAGAACAUCCGCUUCGGCAAGACGGACCGCUGCCAGACGUUCAACAAUCCGCCGCUGUGCGCAAGCGGUGACUUUGAGAUCCGGGUGCUCGAAGUGUACGGCUUUGUAGGUGCGUGAACAACCUCCAACUCCAGUAAACCUGCGCUAUACCAACUACUAUCACUACUACUACUACUAGUACUAUUGCUCCUACUGCAUCUGCAUCCACACCAAACCAACCAACCAACAAAACCCCAUUUGCAACCAGUUUCAUCUGUAUGUGUGUGUGUCUUGUAUCUCUGUGCGAACGAUGCUCAUAACUCCUCCCCGCGGGGUCCACACAAAUCGUAACGUUUGCCAAAGCCGACGAACGCUGGGUACGACGAACUCCUCACGCAUCCUAUUUUAACCCUGAACAAAACUGUGAGCAAACCGUAUCUUCCUUGAUAUUAUAAUCGACCCACACCCUCCAAACCUAACCCACAACCAUGCGCGCAAGCCUGCAACAUUGACGAGAUCGAGAUCGAAUUCUAAGGGGACGAUUCGCAAACUACGUUAUUACUAGUGUUAUGUGUAAAGAGAAUGGAAAACGAAUGCUGCAAAGGCUAACUAAUUUGGGAAUUUGAACUAAACUGUGUCGUUUAACGAGCUGAAUUAAUUUGAACAAAAUUUUCUAUUUUCUUCUUUUUUCUCUCUUUUAAGAAUGUGAAUAACGGUUUAGGAUUAGAGAAGAAGAUUGUACACACACGACUCUACACCAAACGCUAUGAUUUAGGAUGUUUUAUUUUGUUUCGUUAUUUGAAAUGAGAUGAGAAAGUGUGUGGAUUCACCGUCAACCACAACAACGCUUGAAUAAAGAGCUGAGUGUUAAAUACUACCCCGGGAGCAGUAAGUUGCCCGCAAACUUA